GUUAAAAUAGUGUAACGUCUUUUAUUAAUCAACUUUUUUCUUUGCUUGUGUUAAUUUAAUCAAGAGUAAUUGAUGAUAUUACUAGAUUAUCGAAACAACAAUUAGAGUGUUUAAUUGUAAUAAAUGUAGAUUAUGAGAUGAAAUGAAAAGAAACGGAUGAUUGUUGCAAUUUUAUUACCGUUAACCAACGUAAAUUAAUGUUUUAUGUACAUUUACUUGUGCUUACAGAGAAGACUUGUUGGGAUGAAAUUGAUAUCGAUUUGUUUCACAUAUUAACUGGAAUAAUAAUGUUUGCUCUUGUUUGUUCAACUUGUUCUUGUGAAUACCAUAUCAUCAUUUUUGGCUUAAAUAAUGGUCUUCGUUGGUGUCCUCGUCAUCAUUUUCAUCGUGUUCAUCUUCAUUAACAUGGAAAGUCUUGUUGCCAUAUUAGAAUAUGUUUGUUUGUUUCUGGUAACGCAGCUCUUUAAGUUUACAAUUGUACAGAUGAAGAUCAAAGGAUGACAUUGAAAAUUAAUGGAUUAUUGAAGCCUAAACAACAAGAAGUCCUCUCAAGCCUAGGACAGCCAAGGAAGGAAAUAAUAUUUUUUCUUACUCCUUCAUUUACUGUUAAUAUUGUAUCUGUAACAGUUUUUAUUGUGAAGGCAUUUGUGUUAUGAUAGCAAAAUAGAGAUGCAUGUUGCCCAAGAAAUGCAUUAUCAAAAUGGCCUCUUUACCCAGCAAAGCAAUACUGGACUUUAUUGUUUGGUAAUAUUUCCUUUAGUUUGCUUAAUAUGCAGAAGCUAAGAAGCUAUAAAGAUAAUGAUAUCAUCAGUAGUAAAAACAACAACAACUGAGCAGCAUUGAACAGUAUCAAUGUUGGCAAAUAUGAAUGAAUAACCAUGUUUAAUCACCGAACCAAUCUAAAUCUACAAUUGUUGUCAAAAAUAAUGUUUGGCUUCCAAAGUGAAACAUGCUAAGUUUGGUCUUCACAAUGAUUAUGAAUGAUUUGCUUUCCAUUUUGAUGGGUCAUUAUUAUUACUUAUUUUCCAUCGUCAUGACCAUUAUAGAUUCUGUGGAUACAAUGCUCAGUGAUAAGUUUAAUACCUUGGACAACCUUGGGAACACCCAAAAGGAUUGAAUUUGUGAACAGUCUUUUGCCUGGAAACAUCACUAAUGGACAUAAAUUGGGCUUAUGUACAAGAAAAGGUUAAAUGAUGACGAUAAUGAUAAUAAUGGUUAAAAAUGAUUAAUGGCAAUCCAAUGAGGACUUUUGUUUUUAUAUCUUGAACAGUUUCAAAGAGCUUUCAACUUCACCCUUGUGAACCUGAAUUGGCAAAAGGAAAAACCUACAGAUUCAUUUGAAUGAUAAAUCUGGUCAACUAUCCUGGUAAUUACAUUGGCCGAUUCACCAAUUUCAUGCAUAAAUAUUUGGAUCCUUUAAAUAUCUCAACCUGUGACUAUCAACAAUGUCCUUAACAUUUGAGGCCUGGUUAAAUCGUGAUAUAUCUUUUCCGAUUACCAAAUUUGACCAAAUGAGCAAAACCAGUCCAACCAAGCAGAGCAACGCCAAAGACGUCAGUGCGAUUAAUGAACCAAGUGAUAUCAAUGAUUCGUCUAAAACUGGCAAUUUCAAGGGGAAAUCGUCUAAAUGCAAUAAACGGUUCAAUUUGUUGAAGCAUUUACUUAAAAUCAAAAAUCAUCCAUUGACUCGCUUAAACGUAAUUGCUUGCAUCCUAUCGGCAGUUGGUCUGAUUUGGCAGAUAUUUCAAGUUUCAACUGUUUACUUUAGCUAUCAAACGCGAGUUGACAUUAUCAUAUCUACACCUCAAGCCUUGGUUAUUCCUGGAUUCACCGUUUGUCUCGAUAUUGUACCCAAUUGGACAAUUAUUAAACAAUAUGUUCCCAAUAUUGAACCUUCAAGCCCAAUUUUAACCUCCACAUUAACCAAUCUUCCCAUUAAUGUACUUGCCUCAAUGGCAACAGUCAAUGUUUCCUUAAGUUGCCGAACCUCAGUCCCACCAAACCUAUCACCGCAUGUAAGUGAUCUUUGUGAAUCCUUUUCGGAGCCCAAAUGGACAGUUCACUCUUCGGCUCGCUAUGAUUUGGUUAAAAAGUGUGUCACCUAUUUUUACAAUGCAGACCCCAGCCAUUCUAUUCGUAUGCUUGACUUUGACGCUCGUGAUUUUUUUACCCUUCGUGUUUACUCGGAAGGCAAUCAUUCGGUUACAGUGUUUGUUCACAAUCCCAGAGAGAUUCUUCCCUUCGAAGAAUCUGAUAGUUUCCCAUUUUUCACUAAACAAGCAGCCAGACUGGUUGUGACUACAUCCAAGGUGAUCACUUCACUCUUGCCCGCUCCAUAUCGAACCAAUUGUGUCUCUUAUAAUGAAACUGAAUAUGGCCGUACAGGAUGCAUCUACUCGUGUCGAUUGAAAGAAGCUCAACGUAAUUGUCCCCGUUGGCCUUACAAUGUACCAGCUCCAACUAAUACAACGGUUCCAUUUAGGAUUAGAGGACGUGACUGUGCUGGACCCUUGCGUUACACAUGUUCAGAUAGAUCCGUUUGUCCAAACCAAUGUAACAAUGUUUGGUACUCUACAUCAUUAACCUAUUUGCGUGAUAAAAAAGAUCCAAACGAUUACAUUACCAGAUUCUCUGUUCGUCGGCCUUUGGGUAUUGAAUUUGAAUACAUGUAUGGACCCAGAUUGGAUGCGAUUGAGUUUUUAUGUUAUGUGGCCAGUGCAUUGAGUAUGUGGAUGGGCAUCUCGGUGUUUGACUUGACUCUAUUGACAAUUACUUGGACUAAAAAACGAGUUCCUGCAAAAACCCGAAAAAUUGAGGGAGUUGUUGUUCUGGGAAGCUGAAUACUCCAAUCUUGAAAGCUAAAAGCAAAAUAUCACUUAUUCAAUCUGUAAUCAUGUACACUAGAAGCUCGUUAAUGUUCCUAAAGAUAUUCCUAAGAUACAAAUUUUAUAAUGAUUGUCAGAAUCUAUAAAUACAAAGUCUUGACGUAAAACUAUUAAUAAACAUGAACAGAUUUACUGAUAAAUCAAAAUAAUGUUGAUAUGAAUUCUUAAUAGAAACCCAAUUUCAACAACAAAUUUCCUAAA
Molecule: messenger RNA, 3086 nt
Organism: Tetranychus urticae (two-spotted spider mite)
Lineage: Eukaryota; Metazoa; Arthropoda; Arachnida; Trombidiformes; Tetranychidae
Source: RefSeq, a predicted model, not a curated record